This is a messenger RNA of Vicugna pacos (alpaca), 1485 nucleotides long. The record is from RefSeq and is a predicted model, not a curated record. NCBI's taxonomy places the organism in Eukaryota, Metazoa, Chordata, Mammalia, Artiodactyla, Camelidae.
CUGCCUGGAGUCGGGAUGAAGCAGAAGAAAGGUGGGUGGGGACGGGAACCAGCUUGGGAGCCAGCCUGCUUUCUCUCUCGUGUGACACCCAGCGUGGUCCCUUCUCUCCUCUUCCCCACAGGAGCCAGCGUGGCCCAAAUGGUCACUCAGCCUCAGCCAGAAGUGUCUGUGCGCGAGGCACAGACUGCGACCCUGGACUGUACGUAUAACACGGUUCAGAGUGACCACUAUUUGUUCUGGUACAAGCAGCCUCCCAGAGGGGAGAUGAUUUUCAUUAUUCACCAAGAAGCUUAUAAGCAACAGAAUGCAACAGCUAAUCGCUACUCUGUGAACUUCCAGAAAGCAGCCAAAUCCUUCAGUCUCAGGAUCUCAGACUCCCAGCUGGAGGAUGCUGUGAUGUAUUUCUGCGCUUACAGCCCUAGUGGUGGUGGCUAUGGAAAGCUGACAUUUGGACAAGGGACCAUCCUGACUAUCCGCCCAAUUAUCCAGGACCCCGACCCCGCUGUGUACCAGCUGAGAGACUCCAAAUCCAGUGACACCACCGUCUGCCUGUACACCGAUUUUGGUUCUCAAAUCAACAUGACACAGUUACCAGCCACGGACCUCAAGGUGUUCAACUCAACUAGCACUGUGCUAGACAUGGGGGCCAUAGGUUCCAAGAGCAACGGAGUCCUCUCUUGGAGCAACAGCACUAGUUUUGGAUGUCAAGAUGCCUUCAGUGAGACCUUCUAUGCCAGUGAAGAAUUUCCCUGCAAUCCCAAGUUGGUAGAGAAAAGCUUUGAAACAGAUAUCAGCCUGAAUUUCCAAAAUCUACUGGUGAUCGCGUUCCGCAUCCUCCUCCUGAAAAUGGUCGGGUUUAACCUGCUCAUGACACUGCAGCUGUGGUCCAGCUGAGGUCGCCAAGAACAUGAGAGCCAUGUGCUCCCUCGCCCCUUCCUCUUCAUAGCCAGUCCUCUCCCUCUUCAAGCAGAGAGGAAUGUUCUCUGCCCCGUGGACAAGAAGGCUCCAUCCACCUCUCUGGCCUUAGGCAAUACCACCGACGGGAUCCCACCAGAUAUUCGUGAUCAAGAUUCUGGAGAGCUGUCCAGCACUGCCGCCACCCACUCUGUUGCCUCAUUGCUACUUGUCACUGCCUGGCAUCCCCGGCAAAGGCGGGGGCUGCUGCAGCCCCUCCUGGCCGUGGAGAAGCUCCCUCCCCACUCCCAGAGACUGCCUCGAUGCCCACUGGGUGAUGGAUCCUCAGUGGGGUCUCUUGAGUUCUAGCUCCUGAAGCACAUUGUGCAGAGUUUGUAUUUUUUUUAAAUAGUGUUCAUAAAGAAAUACCUACCACCCUCUUCCCCAAGAUGUGGGGGAAAUUAUCUCAUUAUCUAGGCCCUGCUCUGCUGUGUAUCUGAGCCACGUUUUGCUGCCUUGGCUUCAUUAAAAGUGUUUUGACAACAUUGUAAAAUGACUAUAACUCAAUAAAAAAUGUUUAAGAAAAAAAAA